Messenger RNA from Endocarpon pusillum Z07020, 858 nucleotides. RefSeq lists its product as uncharacterized. The record is from RefSeq and is a predicted model, not a curated record. The coding region runs from base 1 to 858 and encodes 285 amino acids. The transcript has a single exon. Lineage: Eukaryota; Fungi; Ascomycota; Eurotiomycetes; Verrucariales; Verrucariaceae.
AUGCUCGCCGUUACCGCCCAACACAUCACUCUGCCUUCGGGCCGCAUCCUUUGGACCGAGGUAUUCGGUGCCGGCUCUUCGGCUUCUCCGGCCAUACUUUUCGCUAAUGGCAUGGCAUCAACGACUAACGCUUGGAAUUCACUGAUUUCUUCCCUUCCUGAGUCCUUUCUUGCUACCCACACAAUCGUCCUCCAUGAUGCCGCAAACACUGGCAAGUCAGUCUACCAGCCCGACCUCCCAGCGCCCACGCUUGCUUCCUUUGCGACCGAGGCCCGCUCUGUCCUCGAGUACCUAGGCUUUGAGGCGGGUUACUGGGUCGGCCACAGCUUUGGCGGACAACAGGGUUUUGUGGCCGCCGCCCAAGACGCUCAAUUCUGGAAAGGGCUCCUACUGCUAGCACCACAGACGGAUCGCAUAACACCACGGACUAUAAGCUCUAUGCACGCCAUGAUGGAUGUCUUCGCCGCGGAUCCGGAAACGGCGGCGUACGCCAACGAGAUUCACGGCACACCGGGGCCCAGCAUGGCGGCCCGGAACGGCAUAUAUGGCGCUUUCGCGCGCGAGAUGGCCCUGAGGCAGCGGAGCGAGGGGCUAGCGCUCGCCUUCCGAGCGCUGCUGGCGCCAAGGGAGGGUGAUUUUGCAUGGCGGCACAUGAGGACAAGAAUAGUUAUGGUUUUCGGUGGGAAGGAUGAGAUUGCCCCUAUCAGCGAGGGGUUGUACGCACUUGGUAGGUUAGAGGGUGUAGAAGGAGUGCAGGGGCAGUUGGUGGUUCUGGAGGAGGCGGGCCACUGGAUGAAUUGGGAGUACGAGGAGCAUACAAAAGAGGAGGUGAUGAGGUUGGUCGCAGGUACUAGUUAG